Messenger RNA from Microbotryum saponariae, 3002 nucleotides. NCBI's taxonomy places the organism in Eukaryota, Fungi, Basidiomycota, Microbotryomycetes, Microbotryales, Microbotryaceae. The record is from the annotation of a GenBank genome assembly.
AUGGACAGCUCUCCCGCCUCGCCUUUGGCCCCCAGGGAUCCCAGCUCCCCUGAAUCUUCGAUCGGCGAACAAAUAGCCACUCUACAGGCCCAGCUUGCCGCUCUGCAGGCCUCGCAACCCGCCGCCGCCGCAGCCGCCGCACCCCCGGCCGUCACCGUCGUGCCGGGGAACGCCGCCACCGCAUCCAAGGUCGUGUUUCCCAAGCACGCUCGUCUGGACGGCCCCAAGUCGUUCACCAACUGGUUGCGUCAACUCCGUCUUGCACUCCCGAACCAGGUUCGUGGUUACGUUCUCGACGGUGUCGUUCCCCCGACCUGGACCGCCGACCAGCUUGCCGCACGUGACGACGCCGCCCGGGAAAUCAUCGUUGGCUCUAUCGACUCCGCCGACGUAUCGGCCACCCUCGACGCCAUCCCCAGCGACGACCUGUCGGCACCGCGCAUCUUUGCCGCUCUCAAGGCUCGUUUUGCACCGGACGACGCUACACGCACUCUCGAGUUGUUCGCUCGCCUUUGGGACUUCAGGAAGAUGCCUGCCUCCGUCGAGGCCUACGACACUUGGCUACGCGAGUACAUGUCGAUUGCUCAGGAAAUACGCGACGCCAAAACAUCGCUCAACGACGUGCUCGCCACCCACGUGCUCGCCAUGGUCCCGUCUUGCCUCGACAGCUUCCGACUCACGUUCACGGACGAGCAGCGAAACCGACGCGACCUUCCCGAACUCACGACGCUUACGGACCGCAUUCGCAUCCAGCUUCGUUCGGCAGGACUCUCGACCUCGCAUUCGGCCAUGCUUGCCACCAGCUCCCCCUGCCCCGCCUGCCGCGCUCCCGGUCACCGCCUGCGCGACUGCACUUCACGUGCGAAGCACCCGCCCACCGGCCCCUGCCGCCGAUGCCACAAGAAAGGUCACUGGGCACUCGACUGCAAGAACCGGGGUGAACAGUGUUGAACUUCGCUCCAUCUCACUUCUAGGACAAUAUGCGCUCACUGAAGUAGAGGUGCCUCGCCUUUUGGUGCAGUGGUAUAUUGUUCCUUCAUAAACAGGCACGUAGCAGCGACGACACCCAGGACGACACGUCUUCCUCCGCGGCCUCGCAACCGAACGUCGGCUAUUUCGCCUCCUGCCUCUUCGCUCGUCGCCAACUCCCAACUGACGCCUUUGUAGUCGAUUCGGGUGCCACGACACACAUGGUCGCCGACCGAUCUCUAUUCACGACUUAUCGUCAGACGGCACACACCAAGAUCGGCGGCAUCGCGGGCGGCAUCACGGCUAUCGGCAUGGGGGACGUGGCAUUCGUCGCCAAGACUGGACACCCGAUCACGCUCCGUGGUAUUCUUCACACGCCUGGCCUACACGUCAACCUCCUCUCUGUCUCUCGCCUCUGCGACACCGACCGCGUUCGUCUCGCCUUCACCAGCGACGGCAUCGACAUCGCCAAGGACGGCCGGGCCAUUGCUCACGGUACCAGGGUCAACGACGGUCUUUACCUUUUGGACGCGGAUCACACCAAGUGUCAGCAUCUUGCCUUCCUCUCACGCUCUGAGUCUCCCGUGCCCCUGCUUACCCUACACCGCUGCCUCGGCCAUCUUGCCCCAUCCUCUAUACAGAAGAUGAUUGCUGCAGGUUUGCUGGACGGGUUUGGGGCCGGGUACAGUGACAAAGACGUAGAGGAGUUUGUUUGCAAUGCUUGCCUUGGUUCCAAAGGUCACCGCCUUCCCUUUCCCGACUCUGAGUCGCAUUCCGCCGAGAGACUUGGCCUCGUGCACAGCGACGUCCUGUCGUUCCCCACUCCGUCCUUGACCGGGAAGCGCUACCUUGUCACGUUUCUAGACGACCACUCUCGCAAACUCUGGGCAUAUGCGAUCGAUCACAAAAGCGAUGUUUUCCCGACCUUCCAGACUUGGCUCGCCGAAGUGGAGUUAGAGACGAACGCGCGGUUGAGGAUCCUUCGAACCGACAAUGGCGGGGAGUACCGAUCAAACGCAUUCACGGAGUUCUGCAAAUCCAAGGGCAUUCGUCGUCAAUACUCUAUCCCUUACACGCCUCAACAAAACGGUCGCGCCGAACGUGUCAACCUCUCCAUCGUCGAGGGCGUCCUCGCUCUCCUUGCGGACGCCCGUCUGCCGGCCACCUUUUGGGAUGAAGCGGCUGCGUAUUUCGUUUAUUGCAAAAACAGGUGCUCACACUCAGCUUUGGCCAAACAGACUCCAGAAUCCGUUUGGAACGGCCAACGCACCACCGCCACCGCCCUCCACCCGUUCGGCUGCACAGCCUGGCUCACGGUCGCCCCGGACCUUCGCAGCAAGCUCGACCCCAAGGCCGCGCGCGUGAUCUUCACAGGUUACGACCUCGCCUCCAAAGCUUUCCGUUUCUUUGACCAUUCCAUCAACAAGAUUGUACUUGGUCGCAAUGCCACCUUCCUCGACGACGACUUCCCCGGCCUGCCAGUCACCACGCCCGUCGAUGCAGACGACACCGACCGUCAGUUCGUCGUUCCCGCCGACACGCCCGCCCCUGCCGUCAAGACGAGGACCCCACUAGUAAGGUCGGCGCACAUGGACGUCUCAUCCUCCCUUGAUGAUUCUGCCAUGAGCGCCGUUGACGUGGCCCCAGGGUACACUGGCGGAACCUUACUUAAUUCCACAGAUACCGAAUCGUCCUCGUCACCGUCUCCUGAGCCGUCCUCGUCACCGUCGCCCACAAACCCUUUGUCACCGUCGCCUGCGCUGUCACCGUCGUUGGCAGCGUCAUCGUCACCCUCGGUCUCACCGACCGACUCUGACUACUCCGCCGACCCUCUGGACCUCAUCGGCUCACAGACCCCGACUCGCCUUGGCCCACCGGACGUGCACCGCCCAGACUUCAGCACGUACCGUGAGCCCGCAUCGGCUGAGGAGUCGCCCGACGAACUCGACAUCAUUGGGCGUCACUCGCGCGAUGAAUCGCCGGAUGAAAUCGAUUUCCUCACCCAACAUGUCAGGCAAACAGCGAUACACUGA